GCCCUCUCCACGGUCUCGUUUGUUCCAAGCCCUGCGAGGUUCCCUUAUUAUCAGUCUUUCCAGCCUCCGUUCACUUAAUUCUUACAUUUACAAUCUGCUAGAAACAUGCCUUUGCAGAAACUACCCCCCAGCGGGCCUCAGUCAGUGAGCACCUCAACCGGCCAGCGUCCUCAGCUACAAGACCGACGCCGAACCCUACAGACAAUCAGCGAGCUUUCGACGAAUGAUGGAGGCCUGCCGGACUUUGUAUCCUCGAUUGGCAUUGGACACAUCAGGCGCCUAGGACAUGACACCACUCCUGGUGUCGGUCGAACUACGCCCAAACCCGUCAAACGACAGAGUCUCCCUCAGCACCAUUCGAGUCUUAAUAUUCACGUUCCACGACCGUCGAUCACUGUCACGCCCGCAUAUGGACACGAAGUUCGAAAUUCGCGGUUGUCACAGGGCAGGAGGCCCAUGCCAAUAACGACUGAUCAAGUCGAGGGUUGGAACGCGAAGAGGGAACGAGCAAGAAUGCAACACGAGGUGGCAAUUAUAGAAGCAAGGGUACGGCAAAGCAUGUCAGAUCAAGGGGCCGAAAUUGCAACUUCGCCAGUUCGGCCGGGUGCAAGCUCACGUCCGACGUCUAUAAAACACGCUCACAGCAUGCAAACACUGCUGGAAAAGCGCAAUUCCGGCAGCGAGCGGCACACGAGCCUAGUAAGCACCAUCAAUAACGCUAGCCAGUUCGACACGCGACCCGAAGCUUCCGAGCGUGCAAGCACAGACUCAAGCUCGUAUCAAUCUCGUGAUAGCGCCAUCAACCGAUCGAGAUCAGGUUCUUCCAGCACAUCGUACGCUUCGCAGGAUGCGCCUCCAUUGCCUCAUGGCUCAACUGCAGCCAUGAAAGGGUAUUGUGCAGAACUCAUCUUGCAAAAUCAAAACCUCGUCUCUUUUGGGGAAUCUGCCAGAUCAAAGAACUUGAAUCCUAAUAGAUCGAGUCGCACGCACUCGUUGACCAGCGAUGGAUUAAAGCAUACGAGCGUGCCACACCAUCGCUACAUGACAGCUCCGGAUCUGCGUCACCCUUUGACACAACAGUCACGGCUGAUCAGCGCCCAAAGAGCGCGAAAUCAAGCUUUGGCAGCGCUUACAGCCGCGAACAAUCAUAUGCGACCAACCCGAGAGAACCCAUAUUCAUCGUCUCAAUACAGCUCGCCGCACCAGGAUCGCCAUGCAAGUCUGACGUCUCACCCACCAGAUGUCUCUGCGCACCGGAAGUCUGCUUCGCCACACCGCAACUCACUGCGCUAUCAAGCCCAACUUGAAACGCAGCGACGGAUUACGUCACCAUCACCAGCCCGCUUUUCUCACAACAAAGACCGCGGCUCCCUUCAUCGGCACUCAGAUGUGACGCGCAAAGUCAGCUUCGAGACCCGCACUGUGCCUAAGCGGGAGAGUCUCACGCAGUGGAAGAAGGAACGAGAAGAAGCAAAACCCUAUUCGCACAUGGACCACAAAGCAAGGAUCCAGGAGCGUGUCAGGCGUGCGAAUGAGCUUGAACAAGAGAGGGAGAAGGAGCUGGUCUCGAUGGGAAAGCGCCAAGCCAAGUCUGAGAGCAGAAGCUGCUUUGGAGGCUUGUUUGCUGUGCUGAGAGGCAAAAGCACGUGAGGCAAUACUCCAUGAACCAGCGAUAUUUUCGAGGCGUUAUCAGCUAUACGCCGCAUUCUUUUUGCUUUUUGUGGCAACGGUGGACUUGUGGAUUCAAGCUGCCG
This is a messenger RNA of Didymella exigua CBS 183.55, 1754 nucleotides long. RefSeq lists its product as uncharacterized. The coding region runs from base 106 to 1650 and encodes 514 amino acids. NCBI's taxonomy places the organism in Eukaryota, Fungi, Ascomycota, Dothideomycetes, Pleosporales, Didymellaceae. The transcript has a single exon. The record is from RefSeq and is a predicted model, not a curated record.